Molecule: messenger RNA, 665 nt
Organism: Rhopilema esculentum
Lineage: Eukaryota; Metazoa; Cnidaria; Scyphozoa; Rhizostomeae; Rhizostomatidae
Product: zinc finger SWIM domain-containing protein 7
Biological process (GO): double-strand break repair via homologous recombination
Cellular component (GO): Shu complex
Molecular function (GO): zinc ion binding
Source: RefSeq, a predicted model, not a curated record
GUCGUGGCUUUGGCGGGAAAAUUCCAGAUUGUUAAAAAUAAAUAAACGAAGAAACGGAGUAACAUGGAAGACAUCGUAAGAAAAACUGCCACGCAUUUGUUUGAAUUCCUAAGGAAGGAAAAAGAAAAGCAUGGCAAAGUUACUGAUGAAGCACUUUCAUUACUAAACUGUCUUUUCCCCACAAUGCUGGUACAUUCACUUGAUCUCGUUGACAGAAAAUUUAUUACCAAAUUUCUUACUCCUGCCAAGCGUGAAUUUUUCCAGGUAAAAGGUUCUUCUGGUAUACCAUACUGCUGUUUUCCAUCUUGUUCUUACUGUUCAUGUCCUUCUUAUCUUUAUACAGUUCUGUUAAAAAAGGAAGCAAUGUUGUGCAAGCAUCUCCUUGCAAUGGAACUAGCAAUUGCUUUGGAUGAUUUCAUAACAAGAGAAAUCUCUGAUGAAGAGUUUGUUGCCUAUGUUGCUUAUGAAACAGAAUCUCCUGUCAAAAAAGAGGAGAAAUCACGUAACUAAAGAUGCCAGUCCAAAGAUGCAGGUCAACCUAAUGCCUUUGAGCUAAGCUAAGGUUCUGCCGUUUGUCCAAGGAAGCGUUCAUUCCAGAUCAUUCAGCUUCAGCAGCAGCAAUGUCUCUCACAGCUUGAAAUGCAGCAAUCAAUGAACUCAGUUGA